AUGGUCGACGGAAAAGUAUGCAAUGCAGUGUGUGAUAAUAAAUCCACGUUAAAAUGUUACAUUUGCGGUGCAACAUCUAAGGACUUUAAUGACAUUAGUAAAAUAACUCGUAUAAAAAUCGACGAAUCGAACAUAAAGUUAAAUUUUGGGCUAUCUAUAUUACAUGCCUGGAUACGAUUUUUUGAAUGUUUGCUUCAUUUAUCUUACAAAUUAAAUUUAAAAAAAUGGCGAGUAUUAGAUAGCAAAAGUAAGGAAGUUAUUAAAACUAAUAAAAUUAGAAUUCAACAAGAAUUUAAACCACAAUUAGGACUAAUAGUAGAUAAACCAAAACCUGGGUUCGGUUCCUCAAAUGAUGGAAAUACGUCACGCAGAUUUUUUGAAAAUUCUUUCAUAUCAUCUUCUAUAACUGGAAUAGAUGAAGGUAUAAUAAAACAAUUUCAAGUUGUACUUUUAGUCAUAUCAAGUGGUUAUAAUAUAAAUGUGGAUAAAUUCAAAAUUUUUACUCUUGAUACGGCAAAAAACUUUGUCAAUAAAUAUCCAUGGUAUCCAAUGUCUACAACUGUACAUAAAAUUUUAAUUCAUAGUUCAGAAGUUAUAUCGUCUUGUAUCUUGCCUAUUGGUCAAUUGUCCGAGGAAGCGCAAGAGGCACGUAAUAAGGAUUUUAGAAAAUAUCGUGAGGACUUUUUACGUAAAAUGUCAAGAAAAGUUACAAUGGAAGACGUUUUCAAUCGUCUUCUUGUAUCAUCAGAUCCAUAUAUAUCUAGUAUGAGAAACCUGCCAAAAAAAGAACUGAAAACUUAUUCUAAAGAAGUUUUAGACUUGUUACAACCUCCUGAUUAUAAUUUAGACACCGAAGAAAAUAUUAACGAUUCCAGUUCAGAUUCUGAAUAUAAUUCCAGUAUAGAUAGUAGCGACUAG
Macrosiphum euphorbiae (potato aphid) is the source of this 918-nucleotide messenger RNA. Lineage: Eukaryota; Metazoa; Arthropoda; Insecta; Hemiptera; Aphididae. The record is from the annotation of a GenBank genome assembly.